AUGCGGCUGAAGCCAUAUUCUGUGGUUGCAAAAGUGACUUGUGCACCUGUUCGGGCAAGACCUGAUAAUGCUCGUAUUGUUUUCGAUUCAAUUUGUUCGAAAAAUUUGUUUUCUUGGACUGCUGUAAUAUCAGGAUAUUCUAGGAGUGGUAGGAAAUUUGAAGCUGUUCAAAUGUUGCGAAGUUUGGAAGAUAAGAAUGUGUAUGCUUGGACGGCAUUAAUAUCUGGAUUGGUGCAGAAGGGACAUUAUGUUGAUGCAUUUGAACUUUUUGUGGAAAUGAGAAGAGAAGGGGUUGAAAUCACGGACCCCUUUGUUCUGUCAAGCAUCACUGGAGCUGCUGCUAGCUUUGCAGCAUUGGAGCUUGGAAAGCAAGUGCAUUGCUUGGUUUUGACCCUUGGUUAUGAAUGUAGCAUGUUUGUUAGUAAUGCGCUUGUGGAUAUGUAUGCUAAAUGCAGUGAUGUGUCCAUUGCAAAGAAGAUUUUUGACAGCAUGUGGGAGAGGGAUGUGGUUUCUUGGACCUCAAUUAUAGUUGGUAUGGCACAGCAUGGGCGAGCCGGUGAAGCUUUGGCCCUUUAUGAUGAGAUGAUUAUGGCUGGACUGAAGCCAAAUGAGGUGACUUUUGUAGGACUAAUAUAUGCCUGUAGUCAUGUGGGAUUGGUAGAAAGAGGUCGUGGACUUUUCAACUCAAUGGUCAAGGAUUAUGGAUUGCUUCCUUCUCUGCAUCACUAUACGUGCUUAUUGGAUCUAUAUAGUCGAUCAGGACAUCUUGAUGAGGCAGAGGAUCUCCUUACAACAAUGCCUUUCCAGCCUGAUGAGGCUGCCUGGGCAGCCUUAUUAUGUGCUUGUAAGCGGCAUGGAAAUAUCAAAAUGGGUGUUAGGGUGGCUGAUCGUCUACUGAGCUUAGGACCAGAAGAUCCUUCAACUUGUAUACUGCUGUCUAACGCUUAUGCUGGAGCUGGUAUUUGGGAAAAUGUGUCAAAGGUGAGAAAGUUAAUGACACAUAUGGACACAAAAAAGGAGCCUGGUUACAGUCGGAUUGACCUGGGAAAGGAAAGCCUUGUUUUCUAUGCUGGGGAGUCAUUGCAUCCAAUGAGAGAUGAGAUUUCUACUCUGCUUAAAGAGAUGGAUGCGGAAAUGCGGAGAAGAGGUUAUGUGCCUGAUACUAGUUCGGUUUUGCACGAUAUGGGGCAGCAAGAGAAAGAAAGACAGCUCUUUUGGCAUAGUGAGAGAUUGGCUGUGGCUUAUGGGCUGCUAAAUUCUGUUCCAGGGGCUGUAAUACGCAUAGUAAAAAAUCUGAGAGUUUGUGGAGAUUGUCAUAAUGUGCUCAAGUUGAUUUGCUCCAUAACAAAUAGGGAAAUUGUUGUUAGGGACUCCACCCGGUUCCAUCGUUUCAAAGACGGGAAGUGUUCAUGUUGCGACUUUUGGUGAUCACUGAUCACGGAGGAGAAGGUGGUAGGGUUAUAAUAGCUCAGAUUAUAGGAGGAAGAUGGUCACAGCCAAGAAAGAAGUGUAUUUUGAUUCUUCUCCAUACUCUCGCAAGAUUCAAAAAACUGUCCAACUUUAUAAUCCAGAAUCCUGAGAUGCAAUGCAACACUUUGAUCAAGGCUUCAUGAUAUGAAAUUCUCCAGGAUGUCAGGGUUGAUGGCUGUUUUAGGCUGUCUGAUUAAGUGCUUGGGCCUUGUACACGGAUUUGAUGGGAGUCUAGAGAAUCUAAACAUGUAUCCCCUGCUAAAGGAGCUGCCUAAAUUUGCAAAAAGAGACCCAUUGCUUGCUUAACAUGAACAUCAAGCAAUACAGCAGUAGAUGAUAACAGAGAACGGGGUAAUUGAGUUGUAGUGGGUGCCGUUCAUGGAGGAAAAUAGUUAUGAGCCAAGAAAGAGAUAUAUGUUCCUUUUUCCAGCACAUACAUUUGCAAGAUUCAAGAAACUGGUUAUUUAAAAUCCAGAAUUCUGAGAUGCAAUAGGCAUAAAGGUGAUGUGUAAUUUCUCUAGGACGUCAGUGUUGAUGGCUGCAUUUGGCUAUCUGAUUGAGUGCUAGGUCCUUGUACAGUUAUUUGAUGGGAAACAACAAAGUGUAAACAUACAUCCAAGAAUGAAAAACGCAUCUCAUA
This is a messenger RNA of Coffea arabica (coffee), 2110 nucleotides long. The record is from RefSeq and is a predicted model, not a curated record. Lineage: Eukaryota; Viridiplantae; Streptophyta; Magnoliopsida; Gentianales; Rubiaceae.